GUUUAGCUGUUGUUUUCAAAAAGAUUAGUCUGAAUCUUCUAACGUAGCAAGAAGUUUAAUCAAAGUCAGCUUAAGUUGCUCGAAGUUGUUGUAGUGCCUGCUGGCAUAGGUUCAAAAACAGUAUCAAUUUCAAUGAUUAGUUGCAUAAUGACUUAUGAUUUGAAUAUCCAGGCUAGCGUGCUGCGGUUUUGACAUGGCUCAUUUGAAAUUUCUUUAAGAAUGGCUAAAAGAGCUCUUUGCUGACUAAAAACACUUCUAAUAGCGUUUGAUAGAAAAACUUAAACGCACUUCUAGGUCAACAAGCGCUUCGGGGAGAGGGGGAACAUUUCCAAUUGCAUUUUCAAGAAACACUUGGUUUUUUUAAUUAAAGUCUCAACGUCUUUCUGAUAAAAGCACCCUUAGCAAAAGCAAUUAUGAGCGGGAACAACCCGUAAAUCUUACCAGCAUAUUUUUUUACCAGUGGUAAAUUUCGUUUUCUUGGUAGGUUUUGAACAGAUCACGAAUAUUCCAAUUUCACCUUCCCUAGUUGCAAUAAGAACAAGGUUGAAUUAGUGCAAGUCAAUUAAGUCAUGACCUUGUUAGGUUAACUCUUAACAACUUUAAAUACAAGUUGGCAGCCAAAAUACACACAACAUACCAAAACCUAUGGGCAAUUCCUCUGCCGUUAUAUUUUCCUUGGCCUUCGUGGCUGCUUUGAUCAUCUCCGUUGAUGCAAGCGGCGGUCAUGGGGCGAGCUGGGUUCCAGUGAGACCCCGCUGUGAGGGUUCGGUAGCGGAGUGCAUGGAUGAUCAUGAUGAUGAGUUUGGCAUGGACUCGGAGAUCAGCAGGCGCAUCCUGGCCACCUCACAAUACAUAAGCUAUGGAGCUCUGCAGAGAAACACUGUGCCUUGCUCUCAGAGAGGUGCUUCCUACUACAACUGCAAGCCAGGUGCUCAAAGCAACCCAUACAACCGUGGAUGCAGUGCUAUUGCUCAUUGCCGGAGUUGAUCAACGGUGUAGCAUGUUUUUCAAUGUUUAUCACUUGGAUUAAACAUAACAUGUUGUGAAUUGUAAUGUUUAUAUUAUGCUUUAUCUUAAAAAUCAAUCCUAAUAUGCAAAUCCGAUUGUAGCCAA
Pyrus x bretschneideri (Chinese white pear) is the source of this 1113-nucleotide messenger RNA. Its product is annotated as rapid alkalinization factor-like. The transcript has a single exon. The coding region runs from base 646 to 987 and encodes 113 amino acids. The record is from RefSeq and is a predicted model, not a curated record. NCBI's taxonomy places the organism in Eukaryota, Viridiplantae, Streptophyta, Magnoliopsida, Rosales, Rosaceae.